AGUUGAACAGUUCCCACUGUUCUUGGGUUCCUGCAGGGCCAGGAUGGGUCUCAUUCUCUCCUGUGGACCCCAAACCUGCCACAGUGCCUGGAAGUCAGCAUUGUGGGAGAGGCGUACCUAAUCCAUAAAUGGUGAUGGGUGAGUGACUAAAUGGAUCAGAGCCUCUGCACAGUCCUUGCUGGGGUAUGGCCGUCAAUGUGUACUCCACAUCUGUGACCAGUGAAAAUCUGAGUCGCCAUGAUAUGCUCGCGUGGGUCAAUGACUCCCUGCACCUCAACUAUACCAAGAUAGAACAGCUCUGUUCAGGGGCAGCCUACUGCCAGUUCAUGGACAUGCUCUUCCCUGGCUGUGUGCAUUUGAGGAAGGUCAAGUUCCAAGCCAAACUAGAACAUGAAUACAUCCACAACUUCAAGGUGCUGCAAGCAGCUUUCAAGAAGAUGGGUGUUGACAAAAUCAUUCCUGUAGAGAAAUUAGUGAAAGGAAAAUUCCAAGAUAAUUUUGAGUUUAUUCAGUGGUUUAAGAAAUUCUUUGACGCAAACUAUGAUGGGAAGGAUUACAACCCUCUGCUGGCACGGCAGGGCCAGGACGUAGCGCCACCUCCUAACCCAGGUGAUCAGAUCUUCAACAAAUCCAAGAAACUCAUUGGCACAGCAGUUCCACAGAGAACGUCCCCCACAGGGCCCAAGAACAUGCAGACCUCUGGCCGACUGAGCAACGUGGCCCCACCCUGUAUCCUCCGGAAGAAUCCCCCAUCAGCCCGGAAUGGCGGCCAUGAGACGGAUGCCCAGAUUCUUGAACUCAACCAGCAGCUCCUGGACUUAAAGCUGACAGUGGAUGGGCUGGAGAAGGAACGUGACUUCUACUUCAGCAAACUUCGUGACAUCGAGCUCAUCUGCCAAGAACAUGAAAGUGAAAACAGCCCUGUUAUCUCGGGCAUCAUUGGCAUUCUCUAUGCCACUGAGGAGGGAUUUGCACCCCCUGAGGAUGAUGAGAUUGAAGAACAGCAACAGGAAGACCAGGACGAGUACUGAGGGCGGCUUGACUGCACGGCACCCCCGUGCAUCCCCUCCCCACGCCACCCCCACAUUAUAACCCCUUCCUUCCAGCCAGUUGGCCUGUGGGUGCUUUGUGUCAGUGCCCCAGCAGGGGGGAGCCGGGCAAGCAGGGCUGGGGAGGUUUGGGGCAGGUGAGCAAGCAGAGGCCCAUUCAGGUCCUCCAAGUGGCACUGGCCCCGGGGGAACAGGACCCUUGCCCAUUCCCCGCCCCUAUUUAUUUCCGUUGUCUCUAUGCUGUGUCGGCCAACACUUCCCAGGGUGCUGCUGCCACCCGACAGCCAGCAGCUGUAUAUUUGACAAAGUCAUUGGUAUAUUUUUACUUACUGGAUUGUCCUUGCACUUUACCUGUUCUUUUCCAGGGCUGACAGCAGGGCUGGGGCAGCGUGCCUGGCUUGGCUCCCCUUCCCCAGGGCCAAGGCCAGGGCAGGACUCACCAAUCCUUUAUUUAUUUUAUUUUUUGACUUCCUACUAGUUGAUGGGAGGGCUGGUGUCAGGAGAGGGAGAGGGGCUGAGGAGGCGGUGCUGUGGGCAUAGGGGUCAGAGAGAGGGAGGGGAGCAUGCAAGGGACAGAAAUGGCCUCCUGGCACUAGGCUCGCCCGCCUGAGACCCCUGCCCCAGCACCAAAGCCCCAGCACUGCCCCCAAGGCCCCAGCUACUCCCUCCUGAAGCCUGGUUCACACCACACAGACCCUGCCUGGCCCCCCACUGUCCGUCUGCCCCCAUCACCCACCUCAAACCCCUGCCCCUCAGGCACCAGCCUACAUAUGUGUCCACUUUUAUUUAAAUAAACUUGUGUGGUAAAAGUC
Perognathus longimembris pacificus (Pacific pocket mouse) is the source of this 1861-nucleotide messenger RNA. RefSeq names its product microtubule associated protein RP/EB family member 3 (gene Mapre3). Gene Ontology annotation, cellular component: spindle midzone; microtubule organizing center; cytoplasmic microtubule. Bases 186 to 1031 code for a protein of 281 amino acids. The record is from RefSeq and is a predicted model, not a curated record. Gene Ontology annotation, biological process: regulation of microtubule polymerization or depolymerization; spindle assembly; protein localization to microtubule plus-end. NCBI's taxonomy places the organism in Eukaryota, Metazoa, Chordata, Mammalia, Rodentia, Heteromyidae. The transcript is spliced from 7 exons. Gene Ontology annotation, molecular function: microtubule plus-end binding.